AUGAUUCCAAUUACACACAAAAAAGCCUUGACCUCUUCCAUGGUCUCGUCUACUUCUGGAAAAUCUGCUCCAAAACGUAAAGCAGAAGUAGACAAAAGAGAUACGAACCCAAAUAAAAAAAUUAUUAACAAAAAGGAACCCCAAGCAGAAGUAAGCGAAGAUACUGGAUACAACUACAAGAAAGAAAAAAAAAUUAUUCAUAUUACAAUUUCCUCUACAACAAACAAAAAGAAAUUACUCAAGUUUUACGAUCAAUCAACCAAACGUAUAAUUGGGUGUCAAUAUACAAUGCUUGGUACAAGCGUUGGACGCUCAGAGAUAGUUGACCGUAUUGAAUGUAUUACGUUAGAUACGGGUCGAGAUGGUUAUUAG
Molecule: messenger RNA, 372 nt
Organism: Dentiscutata erythropus
Lineage: Eukaryota; Fungi; Glomeromycota; Glomeromycetes; Diversisporales; Gigasporaceae
Source: the annotation of a GenBank genome assembly